AUGCUGAGUAAAAGGAACAGGGAGGGGUCGCGAGGAGCGAUGGGGUGCGGAGAGAAAAAUCCGUACACAGGCCGAGUGCUGAGUUCCCGUUAUCAUGCGCUUCGCGGCGUCCGUGAGAAGCUCCCAAUUUUUGCCGCAAAACAAAAGAUUCAACGCCUCAUCAGUCGAUAUCAGACGCUGCUGCUGGUGGGUGAGACGGGGAGCGGGAAAACAACACAAGUACCGCAAUUUGUGCUGGAGAUGAACCCGGAGCAUGCCAUAGCGUGUACACAACCCCGGCGAGUUGCGGCAAUCAGUGUGAGUGAACGUGUUGCAGAGGAGUUGGACGUAACACUUGGUGAAGAAGUUGGUUAUUGCAUUCGUUUUGAUGACACGAGCAGUGACCGCACUCGUCUCAAGUAUCUCACGGAUGGUAUGCUCCUUCGCGAGGCCAUGGGUGAUCCCAUGUUACAGCGCUACAGCGUGAUCAUCCUUGACGAGGCUCACGAGCGGACGGUGCACACUGACAUACUUAUCGGAGCGGUAAAAGAUCUCCUGCACCGGCGUCCGGAUUUGCGCGUUGUGGUGAUGUCUGCCACGCUUGAGGAACGCCGCUUUCAGUCAUAUUUUCCAGAGGCCCCUCUGGUCCACGUUUCCGGUCGAAUGUAUGAUGUUGAGGUGUACAACUCACGGCUGCCGGAAGCAAACUACCUGGAGGCUUCCAUACGAACCGCUAUGCAGAUUCAUCUCUAUGAAGGGCCGGGCGACAUUCUUAUAUUUUUAACUGGUGAAGAUGAGAUUGAACAGGCUGUGGAGCGGUUGCGGUUGGGAAUACCCAUGGCGGAACACACUAACGCAGACUGUCAUAAGGGGCCUGUAGCGGUACUUCCACUGUAUUCCGCGUUGCCACCAAAGGAACAACGUAAGGUGUUCCAAGCGGCGCCAGAGGGUACACGAAAGAUAGUUGUCGCCACGAAUGUUGCGGAAACAUCGUUAACUAUUGAUGGUGUUGUAUUUGUUAUCGAUAGCGGGUUCUCCAAACAGAAGGUGUACAACCCAAAGUUGCGUGUUGAGUCGUUGUUGGUGACACCUAUCAGUCAGGCAAGUGCUCGACAGCGGUGUGGUCGUGCGGGGCGGACGCGCCCCGGGAAGUGUUUUCGACUUUACACCGCAAAGGCGUUUGAUACGCUCCUUCAGCAGCAGACAUACCCCGAAAUAUUACGCUGCAACUUAGGCUCAGUAAUUCUUCACAUGAAAAUGAUGGGAAUUGAGGACUUGGUGAAUUUCGACUUCGUGGAACCCCCAGCCCCGGAGACUCUCAUGCGGGCACUGGAACUGCUGAAUUAUCUUGGUGCCAUUAACGACGACGGCGACAUGACAAAAUUCGGCCGGCGUGUUGCGGAUUUCCCGCUAGAACCUGAAAUGGCCGCGAUGCUUUUGCACAGCCCCGAGUAUGGCUGCUCAGACGAUAUUGCACGCAUUUGCGCUAUGAUGUCUGUUCAAAGUCCAUUCGUUACACCGCGGAAUGAUCAGCGCGGAUGCGCCAUGCGUUGCAGAGAUCAGUUCUACCACCCAACUGGUGACCACCUGGCGCUGUUGAACGUCUUCAACGCCUUCUACGAGGGAAGUAAUCAAAGUGGGUCGUGGGCUUCUGAGAAUUAUCUAAAUCCGCGUGUCAUGAAGCAGUCGGUGAGCAUUUACCGCCAGCUAAUUGGUAUAAUGCGCAGGUUGAAUUUGAGCAUUUGCAGUACAUACUCUGCAGCACAGUGGGGAGGCGCUGGGGAUGGAGAAUCGGACGAAUACGCAAACGAGGUACGUCGAGCCGUGCUUCGUGGUUACUUCACGAAGGUGGCACUCUCACUUCCCACAAAGAACCAAUUUCUCACGCUAAAGGAUAACGUGAAGUGUCUCUUGUUCCCCUCUACCUUCCUUAACCGCCGCCCAAAGUUUGUUGUCUUCAACGAGCUUGUGCUUACAACAAACACAUACAUCCGGACUGUAACGUCGGUGUCAGAUGAAUGGCUACUGGAGGUGAAUCCAUUAUAUUUUGACCCAAGUGAAUUUGAAGGUGUGAGCAGACAAGUGUUUGAGGAGUUGCACCGCCGGAAUAACCGCAAUAACGCGGCCGAGAGGGACCAAAAUAAAGACUGCCUUACCGGGCACAAGCGACGACGUGGAGGAGACGCCCCAGACAACGGUGAUGAUGAUGAUGAUGAUGAUUCGUCUUAG
Molecule: messenger RNA, 2208 nt
Organism: Trypanosoma brucei brucei TREU927
Lineage: Eukaryota; Euglenozoa; Kinetoplastea; Trypanosomatida; Trypanosomatidae
Product: pre-mRNA splicing factor ATP-dependent RNA helicase, putative
Exons: 1
Coding region: 1-2208 (735 amino acids)
Cellular component (GO): intracellular anatomical structure
Molecular function (GO): ATP binding; RNA binding; ATP hydrolysis activity
Source: RefSeq, a predicted model, not a curated record